AGCAGGCGUACCUACACGCUUUUUUUGUUGUAGAGCGGGCAGGGAGGUGGAAGCAGCUGCAGGCGCAGCAGCGGUGGUGUAGUAAUCACGACAGGUGGUAGUAGCUGUAAGCAGGAGGGUCGGUGCCAGGUCGACGGCAUUCCAGUACUUUGAAAGCACUCAAUAGCACCGCGGUGCAACGUCGCUCCUGUAGCUGUCAAUAGAAGCAUUGAAUCAGCUGCUACAUCAAUGGCAACCUCGGCAGCCUCCUCCACCGGGCCGCCGGCGCUCGCGAACAGCGCCUGGAGCAAAGCGCGAAACCGGUUGGGGCUGCAGCAGAUGCACAUCCCCACCACGACGGGGACCACCGGCAGCGGGGCUCCCGCCGCAGCCUUCCCCUCAAGCUCCUCUACUACCUCGUCAAGCAACCCGGCCGCUACCCGUCAUCCGCUCACGUCGUCGAAGAACCGGAACUUGACGACAACGGGGGCCCACAUCGACAAGGCUGGCGGAAGUUCGUGGGACGAUUUUUUGUACGAGCGGACGCUGGUGUGUUUGAACCAGGAGAUCUGUUCGAUCGCGAUCUCACCCUGCCACGAGUUCUUCGUGGUGGGCAACGGGAGCGGUGACGUCAAGGUGUACGAUUUCGAGUCCUACGCAGAAACGCACACUGUGAAAACGAACAACAGCAGUUUCUUCCCCCCGAAACAGCUCACCUUCACCACGAAACCAGGGACCGGCGCGAACAAAACGCCAGUCUCGGAAUUUCUCAUCGUGCUCUCGGGCGACGGGAUUCGAGUGUUCUCCGUGAAAGAGGAUUUCGGCUUCGUCAAGUGGAUCGUGCCGCCCUUGACUAAAAUGCUCGACAGCGACCUUGCGCAGCAAAAACAGGAGGAAGACAAGUUGCAGAUGGUGAAUCUUCUGAAACUAUCACGUGCAUAUAAAAAGUGUCGCUGCGUCUGGUCAAGUGCGGACGUUUGUCAACAUGCAAAGGCGCGCGAAGUGUCUCACGCAUGGCACAGCUUUUAUGUAUGUUCCCGUGUGGUGCACGUUCUCGUGGCGACCUCCUUUGCAUGGCUGCAAUAAUAUUAACAGAGCGAUGGGCGCACGUUGGCUCUUCUUGGUGAACGUUUCGCAAAUGAAUCUAAUGAAGUCGCAAUCGUUCAUGUUGUGUAAAAGAAGAAGAACCCACUUCAUCUCCUGAGUCCGCGGAGGGUAGUACUAGCUGCUCCAUGUCAUCACUCUAUCGUUCGAGCAGCUCAUGCAUGGUAAAUGCAGCUUUGCAUCUCCUAGGUUCAUCUCACAUCAAGGCCAACACAUCGACAUUUUUGCAAGCGAUAGAAGCAAAAUCGCCCUCAAACCGGCGGCUUCGAGGCGACGUCGCGCCGCCACGUGCUCAACGCGCAAAACGGAAGACCCAGUAGCAAAGAAGCGAAUGCCGAUGGUAUUGGUCGGGCAAAGUUCUUGCUCUUUUCUAUUUUUUGUUAUUUCAUCCUGGCACCUCGAAGAAAAGAUGAAGUUGAAGAUGUGGGGCACAACUUGUGUGCUCCUCUCGUACUACUGUGUCCGGGCUAUCUGAGAUUCUUUUUCGUAACACGACAGUUGAUUUAUCGGAACGCAGUCGCUGGCAGUGCGUAGCUUUUCAUCGAGGCAGCGCAGCGGCGACAAACGCGCCUGGUACCAGUGGCACCCGAGGAACAAACGUCGCUGCCGCGCCGCACAAUACGGAUUGCAUUGUGGCGUGUGCCGACAUGGCGCUGGUGGUGUACAGCACGAAGGACUGGGGCGGGGCCAAGUGCACCCCGAAAAUUUUGCGGUCCGUGAUGUCCUGGGGGGCGCCCACCGCGUGCGCCUACUCGCCUUCGGGGAACCGGGUCCUGGUGGGGCACGCGAGCGGGAGUAUCAGCAUCUGGCACGCGCAGACGUUCGCGAUGGAAAAGAUGCUCUCCGGCCACCACGGGGCCAUCACGGCGUUUGAGUUUUACACGGACUUGAUUCUGGAGGAGCUGGAGGUGUCCGACCCCGAGGAGGAUCAUCAGCAUUCUUCUGGCUUCGCAUCCCGGUCGAACACGGAGUCGGAAGCCGAAAGCAACCCAAACUCCCGGUCGCCGUCCAAGCAGGGCAGACGUAGCCGGCUGGCGAGCCGAGCGGGAGCGGUGGACUUGGGGGACGGGGCCUCGUCCGCAGGUGCGCUCGUGAAGUCCAACGGCCUCGCGUCGACCAGGGGUGGCGGCAACCAGCCGAUCGACAAGAUCUCGGCGUCGCGAAACGGUACUAGAGGCGGUUCACUUAUGCAAAACGGGAGCAACGGUACCCACCCGAGGUGGCAUCGGCGGCCGAGGGUGGUGCUGGUCAGUACCAGUAAGGACAACAGUUUGCGGCUCUGGGCGGACUUCACACAGGAAGACCCGAGUGGAUGGCAGCUGCUCAGCAAGAUCGCGCUCGAGCCCGGCGUGCACAGCCCCAAAUUGAGCCGGGACUGCCUCUGGUGUCUCUGCGUGAGCCCACGGCUGCUCAUUUGGAAAGUGACUACGUUGCGGCAAGCGGUCUUCCGCCACAAUCACAACAGUGGCACGACGACCUCCUCUAUCAAAUGUAAAAAUGUCUGGGUCUGGAAGAAUGCAACUUGUGAUGCUGAAUUUGGAUUCCAAAAAAAUCUGUAUUGCAUGAGCAGCAAAGGGGGUGCUAUUUUUGCUACGCGGAGAGGGCAUUUGUCAUGCGGAAAAGGCAUCGCGAAGCCCCCAAAAAAUCUGUGAUGCUAAGGCAUGCAUCACAGACAUCAUGGGUCAGGGAAAAUAUGCAUGACAAGUCUCAGAAUCUUCCAGACCCAGACAUUUUUACAUUUGAUAUCCUCCCAGCAGCAUUCUGCCGGGAGUGCGAUCGCGAACGCGGUGACGGCGGUCCUGGGGCCGGCUUAUGCGUCCAACAACAGCAGUCCGCUGAAGACGCGCGCGAACCGGGGCUUGCAACCGCAUGCGGCAAGUGCUGGCUCUUUGGACCACCAGAACCUCAACCCGCAGGCAGCCGCGACAAAGCAUUGGCAGCAGACGUGGGAGCACAACGUGAUCUUCGAGCCGUUCCAGAGGCUAAAGGCCACCGGAAUGGACGCCGUCAACGUCGCGGCCUUCUCGCCAGACGAGAACGGCUGCCGGGUCAUCGUGGGGUCCAACGACGGUGUGCUCGGGGUGUUCGUCCGGAAGAGGCAGCUGCUGCUCGAGUAUGCGCGCGACUACGAGUGCGAGUCCUACCAGAUCAAGCGCCAACUGCAGGAGGUGGUGCGGUGCCUCAUCCAGGAAUCCGAGUCGGCGCAGAAGACCGAUUUCGAUUUCGAAAGCAAGAAAAUUCUCAGCGGCGAAUCCUCCCUCUACACAGACACUGCGCCGAAGUUUGCGUCUUCAGUUGUUACACCUUCUGCCGCCGGUGCCGGUGCCGAUGUCGAGCAAGGGGGAAGAAAGGGCGGCGCAGGGAACAGAAACACGACUACGAAUUCGAAUGGUGCCGUUGUCAGCAAAGCCAGCUCGCCCUCAAAGACGGGCCAGGACGCAGAGCAGCAGGCGCGCGAGUUCCUGUCCAAUCAGCCGCGCUGGAAGGACACGCACAACGCGAUUCUCACGGCAAGCUCUUGUCUGCAGCUGAUCGACGACAUCUACACGGAGCUGCAGAAGAAAGACGAGGAGCGCAAGCGGGAGCAGCUUGAGCUGGAGAAGAAGCGAAAGAAGAAGCAAGAGGCGGAGGCCAACAACACGCCUUUUGGCGAACGGCUGCGCAAUGCCAACGACCUGGCCAACGCGCUGAGCGGCAGCCCGCGCACGCUGUUCAAAAACGUGGUGGUCACACAGAAAUGCAGAGCCGCUAUGGAGAGCCAGACCGCAAACGCGGGACAACAUCAAGGUGCGGCGACCGCCGGGAACGUGCCGGCCGGAGCAGCUGAAUUUGCAUCCUCAGGGGAGCACGACCCCCACGGCGGGAUGGGUGCAACUUCGGCGCCCACGUACAGUUCGCGCCCGGGGUCGAAAACGGGUAAAAUCCCGGACUUCAUCCUAGACCACGAGUUCGCGAAGCAAUGUAAAUUCGGGAUGGAGAAGAUGAAGGAGGUGGGAUUACCGUUUCUCCGCCAGCUGAUCAAAGAGGCCGGGUGGACGGACUUGGACGCCGCGUCGGGCGGUCGCGGGAGUGGCGCCAACUCGGACACCCAGCCGCAGUACAUGUGGCACCCCGGAGGCUCCAAGCUGGUCGAGAGCAAUCAGUACGACCACAAAACCUCCUCCUUCUCCGGGUCGUCCUCAAGACCAACCGCGACACCCAGCGGAGCGGUAAAUCAGUUUCAGCAGUCCUACCGCGUACUGCCGCCCUCCUCGUCCGACCCGUGGUUUGGCAUUCCGGAUACGAUCAAGAAAGAGGUCGAGGGCCGCGAUCUGUUCCGUGAUUUCUUCGUCAAGGCACUGCUGCUGUACGAGCGCGGCUUGCUCCAGAAAGAAGACAACGAGGAGGAGCAGGACACCUACUACUACGGGCGGCAGUUCCCGAACCGCAUGCGCUUGAUCUCAGACACGUGCUCUGGCGUGCUCGACAGUGGAGUGCCGCUGGUCGCCACGGUUGCGGUCGUGAGUUCACCGCACAAAAAGCACGCCGCGAUGGGCGGUGACCCCGAGGUAGGUGGAACUAACGCGCCCGAAGGAGAGAGCGAUCCCGCCCGGGCGGUCGAUCCGCUGCAGAAACUCGUUGAGCGCAUGACGAGUUCGAGGAAGAAGAGCAACUACGGAGUGUCAAGUGUAUCUUCGACGCCGACCGCCUUUCAACAGCAGCAGACCACGACCGGGACACCGGCCGCGCCACGGGGCGGGCCUGCGCACCCGCAUCCGUUCCUGCGCACUAAUUCCGGCACCCCCUUUUCCGGAACGAUGGGCGGAACAAGAGGGGCGACGCGUAGUGUGGUCGGUGCUACCAGCACACCAUUUGUGACGCCUCUUUCCGCAGCAAGCAGCGCGGAGAAAAUGUUUCACGCGUCCCCGGGAAGGAGUGUGGCGAAGAAACAUCAUGAUGAACAAGGUGGAGUCGAAGAUGCUCUUGAUAGCGAGGUGCGUUUCCACUCUCCGCAGAAGUCGAACCGCAACAAAUUUGGCCCGACGCACGACACGACGUCUUCACAGGGAAAUAGUUUUGCGUCUGCCGCGGCAAAUACAGCGGACUUCGAGCAAGAUCCUGUGUCUCGAAACAUGUUCGAAACGCCGCAGCGUCAAAUCAUCGGGCACAGCAGUCGUCCUGGUUCCGGUUACUGGAGCGAUCACAUGACGCACAGUGGCAGCAAAUCCGGAACAUCAAGCACCGCGAUCAUGGGAGGUACAGGAACCGGGACCGCCACAACCACGCCCGCCGCUUCGACGAAUCGUCACGUCGCCACGUCCUCGGUAGCGCGCGCGACAGGUGCGGCUGUAGUGUUGGGAGGCUCGGCGGCUCGAUCGUCUUCGCAUUUCGCAACUCCAACGACGAAUCCGGGCGGCGGAAGCAACUUCAACAGUGGUAGCAUGACGAGCAACACCACAGCACACGAUUUCUCGAGUUCCUCUGCCGGUGGUGCGGCGACGCAGGACACCGCAGACUCGCGGCCCGUCAGCGUGCUUCGCGCAUUGGAACUGCGACAACAGAUCAGCCGGAGUGCCAGCAAGGCUAGUGCGGGCGGUACUUCUUCUGGAGCGUACGACGGGGGAGGUACAACGGCCACGAGUUCAGGAACGGUGUCGCUGUCGGACUACAGCGACGUCGAAGGCAGCAUCAAUGGUGUGGGUGGCAUGGCGACGCACGCACACCUCCGCAAGGGUUCCACGAUGAGCAACACUACAGUCGGGGGCGCGACGAGUGGGUCCUCGUCGAGUGUUCUGUCCCGAACCAGUUCCGGCGGGAUUGCAAUGCUACAGCGAAGCCGGUCGGUUUCUAGCUUCUCUAAUGCCAGUUCGGGAUUUGUUCCGCCCACGGCAGGAGGGACGAUGAACGCCGGUGCAAAUACCCGAACGAUCGGUCACGUGACAGCGUCCGCAUCGAGGACGAAGCUGAUUGCAGUAUCGGAUCAUGGGGGGUCCUUCUGAGCUAUUUGAUAGCGCAAGCAGUACGACGCGUCUUCAAAAUAUAAUGUAGAUUUUUGUCACACGCACGUGCGUGGCAUCAUUCGAUUCUCAUUCAAAGCCGCUCAAUUACUGUCUAAAUAAACUGCUCGUUUUCUUGUAGCAAGCGGAGCUUUUCUUGUAAAAUUGAAACGCGGACAUUGAUUCUGUUUUGUGAGAAGCUGCUGACCAACAGCAACAUGUACAAUGCGAGUUCUCGCAGCUAGGAAGGUCUCCCUCUCAGCUGCUGAGUUUAAUUUUUGGACGAUUGGAAUGAACUUGACAUCCACUUGAGGUAGGAAAUUUUUCAAAAUCGGAGCUAAACUAAAUUCCUCCAGCCCCGCAACAAAAAUGCUAUGCAGAUGAGGGGCCGCGGCAUCGUGAUCGUUCUCACAAAGCCUGCGAGAAGUGU
Molecule: messenger RNA, 6489 nt
Organism: Amoebophrya sp. A120
Lineage: Eukaryota; Dinophyceae; Syndiniales; Amoebophryaceae
Source: the annotation of a GenBank genome assembly